CAGCUUCAGCCUAGCACCUACUACUACUCAACGCGGAGGUUCAAACAGUAAGCCGUUUGGUUUUCCAGCUUUGUCCAACGCAAAAACAGCUCAUGAGGUCCAACCUAGCUAGCUGGUAGCUCGGUUCAGACGCUGGUGAGAUUGAGGGCAGUCCAUACGUUAUCGCCGGUCCAAUUGCCGUCCCGGAUAUCCGAAAAAGCAGACGUCCUCACCUCAACUUCAACUUGACAACUUGUCGAGUUCGUCAUUGAAUAUUGAAUUUCCAAUUUCGAACGACGAGCUAUGUCUGCAGGCUAUUUGCCUAUCCCUCAGACGAGCCCUAUAGAUGACGGCGAUCGUUCAGGCGAUGAUGCAUCGGUCUGCCGGGCUGCACUGGACAGUGAGGUCCUUGCUGCAGAGCAGGACGCACAUGCUGGCGUCAAGAAAGUCGAGGCUGCACAGCGUGUGUACGGGCGUUACUCCCGUUGGUGUCUCUUCAUCGGCCUUGGACUUGCGUCGUAUAUAUACUCCCUUGAUGCUUCGACGACUUAUGCAUACCUUACAUUCGCUACUUCAACUUUCGGCGAGCACAGUCUCAUCAGUUCGAUCACCGUUGCGCAGUCACUCAUUGUUGCUGUUGGUAAACCCGUGAUUGCUAAAGUCGCGGAUGUCUCUUCGCGAAGUACUGCCUAUGUCGGCGUUUUGAUUUUUUACGUUCUCGGCUAUACCGUGAUAGCUUCUGCUCCCAAUGUCGGUACUAUUGCUGGGGGCAUUGUGUUGUACGCUGUUGGAUACACCGGAUUGCAACUGCUCACGCAGAUUAUCAUCGCUGACAUCACCACGCUCGCAUGGCGAGGGCUCGUCGUUUCCCUCGUCUCUGCACCGUUCCUUAUCAAUGCAUUCAUUGGCUCAAACAUAUCCUCGGCAGUACUCCAGCAUAUCGGUUGGCGAUGGGGCUAUGCCAUGUUUGCCAUCCUUGUCCCUAUUUCCCUUGCGCCCCUCAUUAUCACUCUUCUAUGGGCAGAACGCAAGGCCAAAAAGCUUGCUCUUCUCGAUCCCCCAAAAUCACGCAGUCGCAGUAGUUCAAGCCAGCCUAGCCAGAGUGGAUCUAUGAUGGCUCGCUUCCUCCGGUCUGCUGAACAGCUUGACCUCGUCGGACUCGUCCUUCUCGGGUUUGCAGUCUCACUGACCUUACUUCCAUUAACGAUUAGUCAGACUGUCAAAGGGAGCUGGAAGAAUGGCUCGAUUAUUGCAAUGCUUGUUAUGGGAGUCGUGCUCCUUGCCGUGUUCGGAAUCUGGGAUCUGUGUUUCGCCAGUAGGCCCGUGAUUGCCCCGCGGUUUGUGAGGAAUAGAAGCGUUGUAUGUGCUGCGUUGAUCGGGUUUUUUGACUUUAUGUCGUUCUACCUCACGUUCACGUAUCUGUAUUCAUUUGUCCUGGUGGUGAAACCUUGGUCCCUCGUGAACGCGACGUACUUCAUUCAGGCGCAAUCCGUUGCUCUAACAUUCUUUGGCAUCAUUGCGGGUGUCAGCAUGCGUUUCCUACAUCGUUACAAGUAUGUACUCGUCAUCGGACUCGUGGUUCGUCUAGCCGGUGUCGCAAUGAUGAUCCAUUCGCGCGGUGCCAACGCCUCGGAUGCUGAGCUUGUAUGGACCCAGAUCCUCCAAGGUUUCGGCGGUGGUUUCGCCGCCGUUUCCUCACAAGUAGGAGCACAAGCAUCCGUGCCUCACGCAGACGUGGCGAUCAUCACGGCGGUCGUGCUCCUAGUGACUGAAAUCGGAGGCGCAGUCGGGAACGCAUGCGCCGGCGCGAUUUGGUCGAACACGAUGCCAGUCAACUUGGCGAAGUAUCUGCCGUGGUUGACUGACGAGCAGCGCGCGGAGCUGUACGGGAGCAUAACGUUAGCGGCGUCUUAUCCACGCGGCGAUCCUGUGCGAGAGGGCGUCAUCAAUGCGUACGACGAUACGAUGAAGAUCAUGGUAACGGCAGCCACCAUACUGAGCGUGAUACCUGUUUUGCUUGCCCUUGCGAUGCCGAACUGGUACUUGGGGGACAAGCAGAAUGCGAUUGAUGCUGCUGAUCUUACUGGGAGGUCGGUACUUGAUGCGGAUGAUGUUGAGGAUGAGGAGGAGGAGGAGGAGCCGUAGUCCUUAUUACCUUAGACUUGUUGGGCAAGACGGCCAUUACUUUCUGAUUGAUGCGCGAGAUUGUUUCGUCGUCAUACUUAUUGUAUAUAUUCCGGUUAAGCCUAUUCUGUGACCUUUAAUCAUUCCGAGAGAAAGGAUCAGAAUUAUGGGCAGGGG
Suillus clintonianus is the source of this 2280-nucleotide messenger RNA. RefSeq names its product major facilitator superfamily domain-containing protein. The coding region runs from base 283 to 2124 and encodes 613 amino acids. Gene Ontology annotation, biological process: transmembrane transport. The record is from RefSeq and is a predicted model, not a curated record. Gene Ontology annotation, molecular function: transmembrane transporter activity. The transcript has 15 exons. Lineage: Eukaryota; Fungi; Basidiomycota; Agaricomycetes; Boletales; Suillaceae.